Molecule: messenger RNA, 1334 nt
Organism: Rubroshorea leprosula
Lineage: Eukaryota; Viridiplantae; Streptophyta; Magnoliopsida; Malvales; Dipterocarpaceae
Source: the annotation of a GenBank genome assembly
UCUCAUGCAGCUCAGCUAUGAUUAGUCAAUAUGACCCAAUAUUGUGGUGGGCUCAUCUAUUUGCUAGGACAUUGGACCAAUCCUUCAAAAAUCUUAAUUAGUCCCCAUUGAAAUUACAAAUUACAAUACAUCACUUUCUUCCUUUUCUCUUUAAUUUAAUUUUCUUUUAAAAGCAAAAUAGAGGCAAAAAAGAGAGAUGUCUGCCGCAGUACAAACAAAUAGUACCCAAAAUAGAAACGACUGAAACAAACCACAUAGAAUAUAUGAAAGAAAAGAACUUUAUUUUGAUUAAUUUAGGCCAGCGGUGGAAAUUGGGAUGGAAAGGAAUAGAAUCUGCUUUCUGGGCAUGGGAGAGUACAACUUGUAGCAGCAUUAUACAUUAAGGAAGAUGAUGGGCCCCUCAAUGCACCAGCCUGCCUGCCUGCCUGCCUGCCUGCAAUGCACCUUUCUUUAUCGGUUUUCCUAACAUGACUUUGAAGUUAAAAGGAGAAUGUUCUGUAGAGAUUAGUGCACGCGAACAUGGGGAAAACAAAUUUAAAAAAGCGGUGAUGGUCACCAUACCCCAUAACAAAUCUGUAAUCGAUUUCAGGAGAUACUCAAAUUAACAUGGUCCCUGCAGACUGGUGUUCUUUUUGACCUACUUUGACUGUAGGUGUGGGUAUCAUUAUUCCCUACUAUCCAAUCAGAGAACAAAGGAGCAUUAAGAGGGUGGUCCUUUGCUUUGUAUAAUAUCAUGAGAAUGAGAUUCCCUACCCUAGUAGCCAUAAUCAUAAUAAUCUUGUGCUCUUCUACUUUACUGUCUCUUCACUUUCAAUCCCUCAUCAUCAGACGAUAUGUGUAUCUGUAAUCUGAUCAAUGUUUCAAUCAGACGUAAAAACAUGGUGGUUAAGACUUUCAGAUCAAAUUUUUUUUCAAGAAAAAUCCCUUUCCUUUACCCUGUUUUACCUUGCAUCAAAUUAAGCUACGACAUUUAGCUAACUUUGGUGCAAAGAAGAUGGAUCAUGGAUGGAUAUUAGUAGUGGCAUUUGAUCGAACACAUGGUAAACAAAUUAAAACAUGAUGGUAACUUAACAAGGAGCCUAAAAGAAUGAGACUUUACAUGAAGGAACAUAUGGGUUUUACCUAGAGGUCAGAUGAAAGGUCUAUCAGAGUCGAGAAGGAAGUGUCUGUAACUUCCAUGUUGUCAGUGCAGUUAGAAAAAUGGGGGGUUUUUGCAGAUUCAGAUUUCAGAUCAGAUUCCUCGUUACAAAUGCAGUGAUACAUGAUAUAUUGAUAUGAUAUAUAUGAAAGCAAGUACUCCUAACAAAAAAGAAAAAGAAAAAGAAAAAUUACAC